GGCUAAAUCUCGCUUGUAUCGGUUGAUGAAGACUACAAAGUUAGGCUAGGCAGUUUAUCCUCCGACCUCACCCCCGCCAAUGAAAUAGAAGAAGUCUUUGCCACCACCACCAACAUCCCCAAAUCAACCCCUAUCAAACUCGGCAAAAUGUCCUCACCUCAACCUCCUCCUCCUCCACUACCAUCACCCAACACCCGCCGCAUCAUCACAACCCACAACGCCUCCCGCACCGCCACCAUCGCCAUCAACGCCCCGAAAGAGCCCACCGCCCUCGCAGACGGCACAUACCUCAACCCCCUCUGGUCGUCCGCCGAGAUCCCCGCCACGAUCGACCAGGACUCAACCAAGAUCGAACCCGACUCGACCGCCGCAACAACCGGCGGCUCCGUCUUCUGCACCUACGAUUUGCCCCCGCGAUACGAGGGCCCGAUGCAUCGCUCCAUCACCCUCGAUUAUGUCACCGUCACCCGUGGCGUCGUCAUGCUGAGCACGGAUGAUGGGUCCACGGUGACGCUGCAGGCGGGCGACACGGUCGUGCAGAGAGGUACCAUGCACAAGUGGGGGAAUCCGUCGGAUGAAUGGGCUAGAUUGACUUCAGUGAUGGUGCAGGCGCGGCCGGUGGUGGUGGAGGGGGAGGAGAUGGGGGCGGUGUGGCCGUUUUAGUUCUUUUGAUAUUGCACGGGAGAGGAUGUGGUAGUCGAAUUGUUGAGUGAAGCAGUUUGUGGGCUUGCACAACUAUAAUCACUGUAAUGAUGGGUUAAUGUGUAGGGAUCUAUUCUGUCUA
Molecule: messenger RNA, 784 nt
Organism: Aspergillus japonicus CBS 114.51
Lineage: Eukaryota; Fungi; Ascomycota; Eurotiomycetes; Eurotiales; Aspergillaceae
Product: cupin domain-containing protein
Exons: 2
Coding region: 148-663 (171 amino acids)
Source: RefSeq, a predicted model, not a curated record